AUGGCUGAACAGCAGAAGGAGCAUGCCGUGGAGUUGGACCACAGUCAGUUUUGCUGUGCAGUAUGUCUGGACCUGCUGAAAGAGCCAGUCACCAUCCACUGUGGACACAGUUACUGCACAAGCUGUAUUGAGGGAUGCUGGGACCAUGAGGAGGAAAGGGGAAAGUACAGCUGCCCUCAGUGCAGGGAGACCUUCAAUCCAAGGCCUGCUCUGCGGAGGAACAACAUGCUGGCUGAGGUUGUGGAGAAGCUGAAGAUGACGAGCACCCAGCAGGCUUCUCCCUCUGCUGCUCUGGCCUGUGCAGGUCCAGCAGAUGUUGCCUGUGAUUUCUGCUGUGGGACCAAACCUAAGAAAGCCACCAUGUCCUGCCUGACGUGCUUGGCGUCUUACUGUCCAGCUCACCUCCAGCCUCACUACACCGUUCCUGUGCUGAAGACGCACCAGCUGGUCUCGGCUACGAUCCCACUGCAGGACAAGAUGUGUACCAAGCACAACAAGCUGAUGGAGGCCUACUGUAAGACGGACAAGAGGUGCAUCUGCUAUCUGUGCACUAUAGAUGAACAUAAGUGCCACAGGAUCAUCUCAGCAACAGCAGAGAGGGCUACGGAACAGGAAAUGCUGAUUGUGAGACUAAAGAGAGUCCAGAAGAGAGAAAAGGAGAGAGAAAAGGAGCUGAAUGAGCUGAGUCGAGCUGUGAACCAUUUCAAGAGUUGUACCCAGACUACAGUGAAGUCCUGUGAUAAGAUCUUUGAUGAGCUGAUCUCCUCCAUAAAGAAAAGACGCAUUUUGAUGACGAUGCUAAUCAAAUUCCAGGAGAAGACUGCAGUGGCUCAGGCUGAAGAGCUGCAGCUGCAGCUCGAGGAGGAGGUCACCAAGCUGAAGAGGAGAGACGCCGACCUGGAGGAGCUUUCUCAUACAGACGACGACAUUCAUUUCAUUCAGACUUUCCAGUCUCUCUCCACCUCCUGUGAAUCUCCAGAUUUGCCAGCUGGAGCUGUUGUUCUUCCUCAACGUUCGAUCGGAGCUGUGACUGACCGCGUGUCUGAGCUGAGAGAAAACAUGGAGAAGCUCCUGAAGGACACAUGGCCUGUGAUCUCUGCCACAGUGGGUGCUGCAGAUGUUGUACUGCCGCCUGUGCCAAAGAAGAGAAAUGAGUUUUUACUCUAUUGCCGUCCUUUAACACUGGAUCAGAACUCAGUCUACAGAUACUUGUCCCUUUCACAAAAAAACAGGCGGGUGACUCGUGAACACUAUGAGAAAUAUUAUUCUGCUCACCCAGACAGGUUUACAAAUGUCACGCAGGUGUUGUGCAGAGAGGGAUUGUCAGAGCGAUGCUACUGGGAGGUCAGUUGGAGCGGUGGCACUUGGUCAGUGGCAGUGUCGUACAAAGACAUCAGCAGAACAUAUGAGUCCGAGUUUGGAAAGAACAACAAGUCAUGGAGUUUAGUGUGUUCACUAGGCUGUUAUGUUUUCCGACACAACACAAAAAUUGAGUUGGUGUCAGGCCCUAACUCCUCCAGGAUCGGAGUGUUCCUGGAUUAUAAAGCAGGUACUCUGUCUUUUUACAGCAUCUCUGACACGAUGACUCUGCUCCACACAGUCCACAACACGUUCACUCAGCCUCUCUAUCCUGGCCUCGGGCUGAAGAGUGCUGGAUCUAGUGCUGGACAUUAUGCAGAACUGACGAAGUUAUGGUGAUCAGAUUUAUAUUGAGGCGGGGGUUUUUGCUACAAGUGGCCCUCCAAUAUAACUGGAUACCAUGUGAUAGAUGAGAGGA
This is a messenger RNA of Seriola dumerili (greater amberjack), 1777 nucleotides long. Its product is annotated as tripartite motif-containing protein 16-like. Gene Ontology annotation, molecular function: zinc ion binding; protein binding. The record is from RefSeq and is a predicted model, not a curated record. The coding region runs from base 1 to 1698 and encodes 565 amino acids. The transcript has 7 exons. NCBI's taxonomy places the organism in Eukaryota, Metazoa, Chordata, Actinopteri, Carangiformes, Carangidae.